AUGAGGAGAGAGCUGAAUAGGAAUUACUCAGAGGUGACUGAGUUCAUUCUGCUGGGGUUUAGAACUGUUCCAAAACUACAGAUCCUUUUAUUCUUGGUGCUCUUGAUAAUCUACAUGAUUAUUAUAAUGGGGAAUGUCACUAUGAUAACUGUCAUUACGAUGGACUCUAGGCUGCAAAUGCCUAUGUAUUUCUUCCUUAGAAAUUUGUCCUAUUUAGAUCUCUGCUAUUCCACAGUCAUCACUCCAAAAAUGUUAGCCAACUUCUUGAAUAAUGAAAAGAAAAUAUCCUACAAUAGCUGUUUGGCUCAGUUUUUCUUCUUUACCUUGUUUGUUACAAAUGAAUGCUUUCUUUUGUCUGUGAUGACAUUUGAUCUGUUCUCAGCCAUUUGCUCUCCUCUCCUUUACCCUGUGCAAAUGUCCCACAAAGUCUGUGUUCAGUUGGUAAAUGGAUCUUAUAUCUUUGGAUUCAUCAACUCUGUAGUGCAUACAGGUUUCACCCUCAGUUUGCAUUUUUGCCAAGAAAACCAACUUGACCACUUUUUCUGUGAUGUCUCAGUCUUGAACAAGAUCUCCUGUGUUGACACCUUUGUGAAUGAGAUUGUGCUGUUUAUUCUGUCUGCUCUCAUCAUCAUCACCACCACCACUGUCAUUCUGGUUUCCUAUGGAUAUAUCCUCUCCACUGUCCUAAAGAUUCCCUCCACCCAGGGCAGGCGAAAGACUUUCUCCACUUGUGGUUCCCAUAUAGCAGUGGUGUGUUUAUUGUAUGGAACUGUCUUUUUCAUUUAUGCUGAACCUGGGGCCACCUCCUCACCAGAGCAAAGCAAGAUUGUAGCUGUGUUCUACACACUUAUAACACCAAUGCUGAACCCUCUCAUAUACAGUCUGAGAAACAGAGAUGUGAAAGAUGCUGUGAAAAGAUUGUUAUGUGGGAAAUGGUCCUCUUGGUGA
Messenger RNA from Castor canadensis (American beaver), 948 nucleotides. Its product is annotated as olfactory receptor 9S13-like. The record is from RefSeq and is a predicted model, not a curated record. Gene Ontology annotation, molecular function: G protein-coupled receptor activity; olfactory receptor activity. NCBI's taxonomy places the organism in Eukaryota, Metazoa, Chordata, Mammalia, Rodentia, Castoridae. Gene Ontology annotation, biological process: G protein-coupled receptor signaling pathway. Gene Ontology annotation, cellular component: membrane.